This is a messenger RNA of Maylandia zebra (zebra mbuna), 2538 nucleotides long. It is a transcript of the gene ppp4r2b, whose product is annotated as protein phosphatase 4, regulatory subunit 2b. Gene Ontology annotation, cellular component: cytoplasm; nucleus; protein phosphatase 4 complex. NCBI's taxonomy places the organism in Eukaryota, Metazoa, Chordata, Actinopteri, Cichliformes, Cichlidae. Gene Ontology annotation, molecular function: protein phosphatase regulator activity. The record is from RefSeq and is a predicted model, not a curated record.
GUGACCUCACGGCGCCAUAUUAAAAUGCUUCCUCCUCUUUGCCUGUCUGUGAGGUUGUAGCUUAGCAGCCGCAGCUAGCCGCCAGUCUGCUUUUUUUUUUUACAUCUACAAGACUGACAGAGGGCAACGACGUGAUGGAAAUUGAUUCGCUUCAAGAAGCUCUCAGAGAUUUCGACAAGAAAGGAAAGAAGGAGCCAUCUCCUCUACUGGAACAGUUUCUAUGCCAUAUCGCCAAAACUGGCGAUGCCAUGGUUCAAUGGUCUCAAUUUAAGAACUACUUCCUGUUUAAAUUGGAGAAAGUGAUGGAUGACUUCAGAGCCUCAGCACCUGAGCAAAGAGGUCCUGCAAAUCCCAAUGUGGAGUCAGUUCCAUUUGAAGAUAUGAAAGAGAGAAUUCUAAAGAUUGUGAAGGGAUACAAUGGAAUCCCAUUCACGAUCCAGCGCCUGUGUGAGCUACUUACAGAACCUAAGAGGAACUAUACAGGAACAGAUAAGUUUCUUCGGGGGGUGGAGAAGAACGUAAUGGUGGUAAGCUGUGUCCAUCCAAUCUCAGAAAAAAAUGGAUGCAGUGCUGUGAAUAGAAUGAAUGGAGUAAUGCCUCCUGGAAGCACAUCUGCGUUUACAGAGAGGAAAGUGAAUGGUCCAGGAACUCCACGACCACUGAACAGACCGAAAGUUUCUCUGGCCAGCUCACUAACAGCUAAUGGUCUGCCAGACAGCACAGACAACAAAGACACUGACACGGACCCAGAUGGCGACAAAGAUUCCAGUGAGGUUUCGGCAUCAGGCGGAUCCCCGGGAAGCUCGGUAAAGAACAAACACGAUGAAACAGAAGAGGACAUGGAAGCUGAACAGCAAGAGGUGAAGAGACUUAAGUUCAGCAAGGAUGAAGAGGAAGAAGAUGAGGAGGAGGAUGAAGAGGAGGAGCAUGGGGUGGAUGCAUUGAGGCCUUCAGAUGCCACCUGCCACUCAAAAGAAGCAGAAGCCAUGGUCCAAGAAGAGGAAGAAGAAGAAAAGGUUGCAUAUAAGGAGGAUGAAGCCUCUAGCAGUGCUGCUGCCACUGAAGACCAAGAACCAACUAGCAGCACGGCGGCCGAUGCAUGUGCAGACUCGGGCCAGGAGGCCGAGCAGGCCGAGAGGGAAGUGCCGUGUGGCUCAGAGGACGAGGGCAGCGACAUGGAUCAGACAGAGCAGCAGGCACCCACAGGCGACCUGGAAAGCCCCGAGACCAGCAGAGACAGUGAGGAGAGCAACAGUGACCCAGUCAUCAGCAGCAGUAGCAGCAGCGAUAGCAGCUGUAGCAUAGAGGAGAGAGCAGAAGCGGCCAGUGAAGAUGUAGCUCUCACUCCCUCCAGCAGUACAAGUGAACCUCCUACAGAGGGCGAUAUGGGAAGUGCCAUCUUAAACACUGGGAACACCGAGGAGCCUAUGGAGCAGGACUAGACUGAGAGCCUCCCCCUCCCUUUGCAGCCAUGUGUGACCAUAAACCAGCUUGUCCUUGACUCCAGCUUGACUGUCACUGGGAACGAGGACAGCACCUCAAACACAAGAAGAACGCCUCGUUACGCUUUGGACACUCCUCCAAAAUGGCUACCUGGCACUGAUGUGGGCAUCCCAAAAUUUUUUUUUCUUUUCCUUCUUUUUAACUGGAAUAUUUUAUUGAUCUUCCUCUCUUCUGUUUUUAAGUUUGCUUUUAAGUUUCCCCUAAAAGGGGUUGGUUUCUGCAGCUGUGUUUUUGUUUUUGUCUCUUUCACUGGGGUUGUUUGAGUUCUGUGGUGGUCUGGUUGUUUAAUGCCACUCACUCCAGCCAUUUUGACAUUAUUACAGGAUUGGUAAUCUUUAACCGUAGUGUAGCACACUGCCAGGGUCAGAACAGAGCUGCAUCAGAUCUUCAUUAUUUAAGAAUUUCACAUGUAAGCUAAACAAACCAGCAAAUCUGUUCCUGACCUAAACUAUGGCAACCAACUAACCAACGUGUGUUCCACCAGAGAUGUGAGAUUCCCCCCCCCCCCCCCCCGUGUCCUGUUUAACCCACCCCCAUUGAUACACUACCAAUCCUACUGAACAGUACUAUGACGGUCUACCUUGUAGAGGCGUCCUUUGUAAAAUGAUAUUUCGGAUGCAUAAAACCAACAUAAUUUAUGAUCAUUUCAAUGAGUUAUUUUGACGUAUAUUUGUUUUUUGUUUAGUUUCGUCUGCCAGUUGUAGUUUCCAAAUACCAGCUGUAAGUACAAAGAUCAGAUGCUUUCUUUGUAUUGUGAUGUCACCAUGUUGUUUCACCAACCGAUAUCCAGAGCAGUUUUCUGGUUCCAGUUCUACACUUGUUUCUGCAGCUGUACUUUUUGAUAUUUAGAAUUUUAAAUUUCUGUAAAGUAGAUUUUUUUGUAGAUUGUAAUACAGUAUGUGUUCACUGCCUUUGUGAAACCAUAUCUAAUUGUACAAUUUCUGUGUAUACUCUGAAUGCUUUUGCUUUCAAUGGGGUAUUCAGAAACAGCAAUAAAUGUUAACAUUUUUAUGGUUGGUGGUCUUGCUCACUUAA